Molecule: messenger RNA, 1048 nt
Organism: Ficedula albicollis (Collared flycatcher)
Lineage: Eukaryota; Metazoa; Chordata; Aves; Passeriformes; Muscicapidae
Gene: AQP11
Product: aquaporin 11
Exons: 4
Coding region: 279-1043 (254 amino acids)
Biological process (GO): transmembrane transport
Cellular component (GO): cytoplasm; membrane
Molecular function (GO): channel activity
Source: RefSeq, a predicted model, not a curated record
CAGCCGAGGCCCUCCCUCCCCUCCCUGUCCUCCGGCAGGCUGAGGGGACAGGGGAGCCCGGUCCGUGCCGCGGCGGAGGGGCUGAGGGGGCAGCAGAGCCGCCUUGCCCCGCUGCUCUCCCCGUGCUUUUCCACCGCAGGGAGACAGCGUCCCUGUCCCGAGCCGUGCCCUGGCAGGAAGCGGGAUCCCCCUGCCCUCGCCCCUGCCCUUUGCUCCGCCGGGCGGAGGGUGGCGGGGCUGGACCUUGGGCGAGCCCUCGGGCCUGUGAAGCUCCGGGCAUGGCUGUCGGCGGGCUCGGGAGCUCCCUGCUGCUGAUGUCCGGCGUGGUGGUGACCGUGGGGCUGUGCCGGAGGCUGGCCCGGCGCCGGCUGCGCUCCCGGCCGCUCCUCUUCGCUUUCCUUGUGGAGAUGUUCAGCACCUUCCAGAUCUGCGCCUGCACGAACGAGCUCAGCCUGCUGGGCAACGUGGAGCCGAAGCCGCACACCGCCCUCACCCUCACCUACGGCUUCACCGUCCUGCACGGCCUGACGCUCGCCGGCAGCGCGUGCAACCCCUGCGGGACCCUGCAGCCCGUGUGGGGCGGCGCGACAUCGCCCACCGUGGGCGCGCUCAAGAUCGCCGCUCAGUUCGUGGCUGCGCUGCUCGCCAGAGCGGUCAUGCACUUUAUCUGGAGCCUGGAGAUGGCAGAGCCGCAUCUCGGAGCGCUCUCACACGGCUGCAGCAGCCCCAUGCAGACGACAGAGAUGCAGGCGUUCUGCAUAGAACUGCUCUUUUCUGUCGUUUUCCAGCUGGCCGUCCUGCGAGCCGAAAGUGUUAAUCCCAAAUACAGAGUCCAUUUGAUUGCUCUUCUCAUCACCAUGCUCGUGUAUGCAGGUGGAAAUCUCACAGGAGCAAUAUUUAACCCAGCACUGGCUUUUUCAUUACAUGCAGAUUGUUUCUAUGACAAAUUUUUGAGUUACUCACUAGUAUAUUGGAUAGCUCCAUGCUUAGGUACAAUACUUGUGGCUUUUAUAUGGGAUGAACUCUUUCCUCGGUUAUCCUGAGACAU